Messenger RNA from Saccharomyces paradoxus, 486 nucleotides. RefSeq names its product Snf11p (gene SNF11). The record is from RefSeq and is a predicted model, not a curated record. The transcript has a single exon. Lineage: Eukaryota; Fungi; Ascomycota; Saccharomycetes; Saccharomycetales; Saccharomycetaceae. Bases 1 to 486 code for a protein of 161 amino acids.
AUGAGCAGUGACAUCGCAUACUCAAAUAUAAACACCACCACAGAAAAUGGGAAGCCCAAUACCAGCGCCGGCGUAGAUGUAGAUGUAAAUACAAAUGCAAAUGCAAAUACAAAUGCAAAUGCAAAUGCAGAUCUGAACCUUCCCACGGUCGACGAACAAAGACAGUAUAAGGUACAACUGCUACUGCAUAUCAAUAGCAUACUACUUGCUAGAGUUAUUCAGAUGAACAAUAGUUUACAGAACAAUCUACAAAACAAUAUAAAUAAUAGCAAUAACAAUAAUAUUAUCAGAAUACAGCAACUUAUAUCCCAGUUCCUCAAAAGGGUUCAUGCCAAUCUUCAAUGCAUAUCUCAGAUAAACCAAGGAGUACCCUCAGCAAAACCUCUGAUCCUCACGCCUCCUCAGCUAGCCAACCAGCAACAACCUCCACAGGAUAUUCUUUCUAAACUCUAUCUUCUCCUGGCAAGAGUAUUCGAAAUAUGGUAG